Molecule: messenger RNA, 789 nt
Organism: Macrosiphum euphorbiae (potato aphid)
Lineage: Eukaryota; Metazoa; Arthropoda; Insecta; Hemiptera; Aphididae
Source: the annotation of a GenBank genome assembly
AUGACACACAAUUCAUACCUUGACAUUGUGCGCUCAACGUUACGCAGACCAACUCUUCUGUUCAGACGAAACUUUGACGAACUUAUGACAAACACGUUCAAUCCGUACAUUGCUGGCGAAGUCAAUUCAAACACCGACAUUCAAUUUAUGACGGAUGAAUACAGCUGCGCAGAGUAUGUUGUGGAGUACUUAAAUAAAUCAGCUCGUGGAAUGGGCAAUCUACGUCAUGAGCUUACUACGAUGAUGCAAGAGCAUCCCGAACGGGACUACACAGACCAGUUGAAAGCUUUAAGCAUCAAGCUACUUAACGCUGUCGAGAUGUCAGCGCAAGAAGCAGCAUGGUAUCUCCUACGUCAACCAAUGAGCGAGACAAGUCGUCAAGUUGCGUAUAUUCCAACAGUAUGGCUGACGGAAAGACAACGUUGCCGCAAACGUCGUCAACAAAUGGCCCGCGAAGGGCUUGACAAAAACAGUACUGAUGUCUGGACCAAAAACAUAAUCCAGCGCUAUGAAGAGCGUCCUGCAUCUUUAGAACAAGUGUAUUUAGCUGAGUUUGCAUCGUGGUAUGCUAAAGCUAAUGAUUUCGUUGACGAAGAGGACGACGUGAACGUGGAUGGCGAAGAAGAUCUAGAAAGUAAACCCGCAGCAAGAACGUCAAGAGCACAAAAUCAAUACCGCAAACGACUAAUCGGACGUGUAUACGGUACAGACAUUACGACAUGGACGAAACUGUCAAUUAUAAACGAGAAAUGGUUCUAUUAUACGUACAAUUCCGCAACGAAUUGUUAG